Messenger RNA from Plasmodium falciparum 3D7, 1890 nucleotides. Its product is annotated as TMEM65 family protein. The record is from RefSeq and is a predicted model, not a curated record. Gene Ontology annotation, cellular component: membrane. NCBI's taxonomy places the organism in Eukaryota, Apicomplexa, Aconoidasida, Haemosporida, Plasmodiidae.
AUGUAUGUUAAACAUUUCUCAAAAUUUCCUAAUCGCACCUUUUUUUAUAAACAAAAAAAAAGAAAAUAUAUUUUCUUCACGUCGAACAAAUACUUUGUACAUAAUCAUACGAAGAUUAAUUCAUGUUUAUAUCAUAAAAAUAUUCAUAAAAAUUAUUAUCCAUUUUAUAAAAUUAUGUCACCAAUAAUUUAUAAAAAAAAAAUUACACAUGUGAAUAACAUUCAAUCUAUAGAUACCAAAGGGAAAAAAAAAAUACUUGAAGGAUACAAAGAAAUAGACACGAAAGGAAAAAAAAUAAACAAAAUUAAUAUAAUGGAUAAUAUCCUUUCUAUGAAAAAUAUGAACAGAAUAAAUAAUACAAACACUAUUAUAUAUAUUAUUAAUAAGAGAUUAUUUAAUAAUAAUAUAAAAUAUAUAUAUUCAAAUAAAAAAAAAAAAAAAAAUGAUCACUUGAAUUAUUUCAACAAUAACAUGAGACAAAUCAGAAAAAUAUUGUUUUUACAAAAAUAUUCUAAUAUUUUACAAACGAAAAAAUAUAUUAUUAAAAGUAUUAUGAAACAUAAUAAAAUAAAAUAUCAUCAUCAUAUAUAUGUUCUUCAUAAAUUGUCGAAUCAUAAUUAUACAACUAAUUUAUUCUUAUCGUUAAAUGAUGGACAUUAUAUAAAAAAAAAAAAAGAACAAAUGAAAAUACAACAAAGGGACCAAAAUAAAAUAGAAAUAAAGAAAAAUAUAAAUCCUCCAUAUGGCCAAUACAACAAUUCACAUGAUAAUAUAUAUAAUAAUAAUAAUAACAAAUAUGAUCAUCAUCAGAAUUAUCAUAAACCAUCCGAAAAAAUGAUUGAAGAAAAAAUACAUGAUAAAAACGAAAUGAAUAUUAAAAGAAACGAUCUCCUAUUAGUAGCUUUAUCAGGAUGUAUACCAUUUAUUUGUUUUGGAUUUGUUGAUAAUUCCUUUAUGAUAAUAUCUGGUGAUCUUUUCGAUUCUUCUUUUUGUACCUACCUAGGAUUUAGUACCAUGGCAGCAGCGGGAUUAGGAAAUUUAACCAGCGAUGUAUUAGGUAUAUUCAUAGGAGGAUAUAUUGAGAAAAUUAUUGUAUAUAUAGGUUUCCCAAAAAUUAAUUUAACAAAUAAACAACUUAAAAUGAAUAGAACAAGAAGAUAUUAUUACUCAGGUAGUGCUAUAGGUAUAGCUAUAGGCUGCUUACUAGGCAUGAUACCUUUAUUAUUUAUAGAUAAUAAUAAAUUAGAAGAAAGGAAAAAUCAAGAAAAAAAAAAAAAAAAAAAAAAAAAAAAUUUUUAUUAUAAAUCAAAUGAUUAUUAUAUAAAAAUUGCAACAUACAUAUCAAAACAAUUACCAACAUAUAUCCAUUCAAAAUAUGCAUUCUUAUUUAUACCAGAUCAUAAUAAUAUGAACUUCAAUUCAAUAUACAAUCAUAAUAUCUUUCAAACAUCAUUAAAUGUAGGACUUAUAUCACAUGUCUAUCAAAAUAAAAAAACAAUCAACUAUCAAAAAAAUGACAAAAAUAUUAAUACUAACGUAAGGAAUACUUUUAAAUAUAAACAUAAUAAUAAUAAUAAUAAUGACCUUCCAGAUCAUAUCAACAUUAAUACAUAUGAUAACACAUAUGUAGAAAAAAUUGUUAAUGAUACGCAUAUUAUUAUCGACAAAAACAAAAUUGAUAUCCAACAAAUUUUGGCAGUCCCCGUUCUUUCCAUAGACGGAAAUGUUGAAGCCGUCAUUGCUGUUAUAAACUCCGAAGACAAUCUAUCAUUUAAUCAUAACGAUGUCGUAUUUUUAAAUAUGUUGUCUUCUCAUCUUUCUUAUGAUUUAGAAAAUGAAGAAGACUUAUCCGAUAUGUUAAAGUUAUGUAAAAAUAUAGUAUACAAUUAA